Messenger RNA from Perca flavescens (yellow perch), 908 nucleotides. Its product is annotated as gastrula zinc finger protein XlCGF7.1-like. Gene Ontology annotation, biological process: regulation of transcription by RNA polymerase II. The record is from RefSeq and is a predicted model, not a curated record. Lineage: Eukaryota; Metazoa; Chordata; Actinopteri; Perciformes; Percidae. Gene Ontology annotation, molecular function: DNA-binding transcription factor activity, RNA polymerase II-specific; RNA polymerase II cis-regulatory region sequence-specific DNA binding. The transcript is spliced from 3 exons. The coding region runs from base 1 to 876 and encodes 291 amino acids.
AUGAAGACUCCCUCCCUGCUUGGCCGCGUCCUGCUCAGAGUGACCAUGAUUCUGCAACAGUGGUGGCUGAUUUUGGCUGUGGACUUGGUGACAGCAGACGGUGGAGGAUCAGACGCAGACCCAAGGAGGAAUUCAGACUCACAUCUUCAACCGGGGACGGAUGGCGAGGCGCCGGACUCCUCCGAGACAGUGUUCCGUGCAGAUGUUCCCCCUGAGCCGAGCUCCAGUCGGGACCAGAAGAUCCCAGCGCCGGAAGAGGCCGAUGUCUCCGAGACCGAAGAUGACGCAGAGAAACCUCCGUCGUCACAGCUCCGUCCGAGCCAAGCUGACGAGAGCAGAGAGGCCGAGCCUCAACAGAUGGAAAGACAAGCUGACGGAGAGGACUGUGGAGGAUCAGUAGCAGACCCACACAGUCAUCUAUCAUCAUCACCACCUAUCACGCGAGAGAAACCGUUGGGUUGCAGUGUUUGUGAGAAAAGAUUUAGCUACAAGAGCCAUCUGCAGACGCACAUGAGAGUCCACACAGGAGAGAAACCUUUUGUCUGUGGUGUUUGUCAGAAAAGAUUUAGCAACAACAGCAAUCUGCAUUUGCACGUGAGAGUCCACACAGGAGAGAAACCCUUCGGGUGCAAAGUUUGUCAGAAAAGAUUUAGUAUCAAGAGCGUUAUGCAAGAGCACAUGAAAGUUCACAGGGGAGAGAAGCCAUUUCGUUGUUGUGUUUGUAGGACAAGUUUUAGCAAACGGUCCAGCCUGAUGAGGCACACAAGAGUUCACACAACAGAGAAACCGUUUGGCUGCUGUGUUUGUUGGAGAAGAUUCAGCCAGAGGUCCAAUAUGAAUAGACACGUGAUCCUCAUACAUGGACAGACACCAUAAGCAGCAUAAACCACAUGAAGAAUGUGCAUUAA